AUGGCGUCUCAUCAUGGAACGCGUGAGCUGUUGGCGUACCUUCGCACAGCCUCCCCAAUUGUACUCCUCGUUGUUUUCGUCGUGGCUUUUGUGACCAACUCCAUUCGCACUGCUAGAACUGUGACCCAAAAUGGCAAUGCAGUGUGCACAGGACCGGGUGGACGACCUCUACCAAAGCGGUCAAGAAGCACAAUGGUCGUCGUGAAAGAAACACAGAAGUUCUCCCAGAGCGCGAAGCUGCUUUUCAAGUGGCUGUCGGCUGGUGUGCUCGUCACUUUGGUUGCCGAUGCCGCCAUCAACGUGGCUCAUGUUAUGGUUGCCAGAUCGGAGCACUGGUGGUGUGGCCAGGCUGUGGUGAUCUACGUUGUGGGUUCAUUUUUCGUUUACGCGGUAAUCCUCGUGUCUCUGUUAGACAGUAAACCCUCUCCGUCCUCAACCCAGCUCAUUCCAUGGAUUAUCGCAAUCCCCUUCGAAUUGKCCAUUGUGGGGGCCUCCCUUUCUAUCUACUCCACCGUUCACCAUGAACCCGUGGUAGGGAACCCUUCUGGUGGUCGACUACGGCAGGGCAUGACAGGAUGGGAGUCAAUGGAGAUCGUCUCCAAUUGUAUCAGAGUACUCAUUUUGGCGAUAUUGGUUUUAAUCUACUUGUUCUGCUCGAUCAGUGCGAGGACCAGUGCACGGAAGGCAGCCCGAGACCAGACCCAUGGCCCAACCGAGUCGACAGGAUUGCUCGAUCCCGCGCACGCAGAAACAGGCACUAAUGGCACGGCUUACGGCUCGACUCAUGCCGCUCAAGGAAACCAGCAACCUUCCAAACCGGCCGACCCAUGGGUCCGUCCAACCACAGUUCCGUCCACCAGCUGGUGGGAAUAUCUCAGUGGCUAUUCUCUAUUUUUUCCGUACCUGUGGCCUUCCAAGUCCCGUCAAUUGCAGUUGAUUGUGAUCAUCUGUUUCAUCCUGAUUGUUCUCCAACGUGUCGUCAAUGUUUUGGUCCCCUACCAGGUGGGAGUGAUCACCAAUAUCUUGUCGAAAACUGACGGUGACUUCCGUGUCCCGUGGUUUGAAAUCUGUCUCUAUAUUCUUUACCGGUGGCUACAAGGCAAUCAGGGCUUGAUCGGUUCGCUGCGGUCUAGCCUAUGGAUCCCAGUGAGCCAGUAUUCUUACAUGGAGCUUUCGACGGCUGCCUUUGAACACGUGCAUGGUCUCAGUCUCGAUUUCCACUUGGGAAAGAAAACCGGUGAAGUGCUAUCUGCCCUGAGCAAAGGCAGCUCUAUCAAUACCUUCCUGGAACAGGUCACUUUUCAGGUUGUACCAAUGCUGGUAGAUCUGUGUGUCGCCAUCGGAUACUUGCUUAUUGCCCUUGACGCUUAUUAUGCACUCGUCGUUACUAUCGUCACCUUUUGCUACCUUUAUGUUACCGUACGCAUGGCCCAGUGGAGAGCAGAGAUCAGACGACAGAUGGUCAACGCAUCGAGGCAAGAGGAUGCUGUGAAGAACGAUUCUAUGGUCUCAUAUGAGACCGUCAAGUAUUUCAACGCAGAGGACUACGAAUUUAACAGAUAUCGGGGUGCCGUUUCGGACUAUCAAAAAGCCGAAUACCAUGUUCUCUUUUCUUUGACUUUGAUGAAUACGUCCCAGAAUACCGUUUUCAUGCUGGGUUUACUGAUCGCAUGUUUCAUUGCCGCCUAUCAAGUCUCUCUGGGCCAGCGGGAUGUGGGCCAAUUUGUGUCCCUUCUCACGUACAUGGCACAGCUUCAAGGGCCUCUCAACUUUUUCGGCACCUUUUACCGCUCGAUCCAAUCGGCCUUGAUUAACUCGGAGCGAAUGCUAGAAUUAUUCAGGGAGCAGCCCACUGUGGUUGAUAAGCCUGGCGCAAUGCCUCUGGCUGUAUGCAAAGGUGACAUUAAGUUCGAGGACGUUGAGUUUGCGUACGAUACCCGCAAGCCUGCCUUAAAUGGUCUUACGUUCCAUUGCGAACCGGGCACAACCACAGCACUCGUUGGCGAGUCAGGCGGUGGCAAGUCAACCGUUUUCCGUCUCCUGUUCCGAUUCUAUAACGCGAGAAAUGGACACAUCCGAAUCGACGGACACGAUGUGGAAAAAAUUACGAUUGAUUCGCUCCGAAGACACAUCGGGGUUGUGCCGCAAGACACGGUUCUUUUUAACGAAACUUUGAUGUACAAUCUGAAAUAUGCCAACCAGAACGCUACGGAUGAGGAAGUUUACGAGGCUUGUCGCGCUGCCAGCAUUCAUGAUAAAAUCAUGUCCUUCCCUGAUGGCUACAACACCAAGGUGGGCGAGCGUGGUCUCCGACUCAGUGGAGGAGAGAAACAGCGGGUGGCAAUUGCUCGAACCAUCUUGAAAAAUCCCCGGAUCAUCCUCUUGGAUGAGGCGACGGCCGCACUGGAUACAGAGACCGAAGAGCACAUCCAAGGCGCGCUAUCGACUCUUUCCCGUGGCCGCACCAUGCUGGUCAUAGCACACCGCCUCAGUACUAUUACCACAGCGGAUCGCAUCUUGGUCUUACAUGAAGGUAAGGUCGCAGAAAGUGGCACGCAUGAUCAGCUACUGGCUAUGAAAGGCCGGUAUGCUAGCAUGUGGCGCAAACAGAUUCGAGCCCAGCGCGCGGCCGCAGAAGCGCAAGUUCUUCAAGAUCGCGCCCAACGUCUGCGAAGUGCAUCUACGACUGGUGUUGGAGACGACAGCUCCAGCCAGUCUGAUGAGGACCGCAACGGCAAACAUCAUCCGGCCACAGCUCGACCAGCGCAGGGUCAAUAUUCCGGCAAAUCUUCGGAUGAUAGCCAGAAAGGGUAA
Aspergillus pseudoviridinutans is the source of this 2814-nucleotide messenger RNA. RefSeq names its product putative vacuolar ABC heavy metal transporter (Hmt1) (gene hmt1). The record is from RefSeq and is a predicted model, not a curated record. The transcript is spliced from 3 exons. The coding region runs from base 1 to 2814 and encodes 937 amino acids. Gene Ontology annotation, biological process: transmembrane transport. NCBI's taxonomy places the organism in Eukaryota, Fungi, Ascomycota, Eurotiomycetes, Eurotiales, Aspergillaceae. Gene Ontology annotation, cellular component: membrane. Gene Ontology annotation, molecular function: ATP binding; ATP hydrolysis activity; ABC-type transporter activity.